CCGAUAUCAAAGGCAUGUAGACCAUCAACCCCAACUUGCCCUCGACGAAGUCAAUCUCAAGUCACGUUGAGUCGCAUUCUACGCCUUAAAGACGACAUGUCAUCGCAUAAAGUUCGGGAGAAAUUCCCCAAAGUCUACCCGCUGCUUACAUAGCGCAUGCAGACAGAACCGUGGAGUCCAAUCGUCGAAGUAUCCGGUCCUACUAAUACCAAACCUACUAAUCCAACCUCGUUCGACCAAGAAUGACGUGAUUUGGAGUCUGUGUCUAAGCUCGGUUUGAUUUGAAAUACAACUUACAAAGAGGCGCGGGCGCGGUAGGAGAAAUGUAGAGCCAUGAUGUCUAUAUAAGUGUAACUACUUCGACGUCGAAGUCGAUGUCGAAGUGUUGAUAUCAUCAUCAAGCACCAAGCUUCCUCAUAGUCCGAUAUAGUUAAGUUUACUGAGAAUAUCUCAACACCACCUAUUUCCUAUUUCGAUCUCUUCCGUAUCAUACUUCCAGUUACAUAGCGUGUAACCCCCUACCCCUAUUCAUACUCCCCACAAUGGCCAUAACCCAAUCCGCCUCCCCCGUUCCCCGGGGCCCGGUAACCGCCAAGCUCAACUUCUCACACCCACCCCCACCCGGCGUCACAGCCUUCAACUACGUAGACACGCCGCCCGCAGGCCAGCCGCAGCGAAACCUAGUCCCGGACCCGCGCUCGGUCAACAUCACCGACAUCCGGGGUCACGAAGCAGACUUCAGUCUCGACCGGGACGCCUUCCAAGUAAUCCGCAACGUCGCGCCCUCCGCCGAAGAGACCGCGCCUUCCGCCUCGAACUUCCGCGACGACGCGUCCAUCGCGGCACACUACUACCCGGAGGUAGAGCAGCUACUGCUCUCCGCGAUCCCGGGGAGCAACCAAAUCUACAUCUUCGACCACACGAUCCGGCGCGCGGACGCGGGCGCGCGCCGCAAGGCCGUGCAGAACGUGCACAUCGACCAGACGGCCUUCUCGGCCGCGAAGCGCGUACACCGACAUAUGGGUGUCGACGCCGACGCCCUUCUGCGCGGGCGCUACCGCAUCGUCAACGUGUGGCGCACGCUAAACAAAACCCCCGUCGAAUCCAUGCCCCUGGCCUUCGCCUCGAGUGCCUCGCUCGACGACAAGGACGUCGUCCCCGUCGAGCACAGGUACCCGGAGGGCUACGUCGGCCAGACCGCCGCCAUCGCGUAUAACCCGGACCAGAGGUGGUACUAUCUAAGCGGGAUGACGGGCGACGAGCGCCUGCUGCUCGAGUGCUACGACAGCGAGGGUGCGAAGGAGGGGACCGGUGUGGCUGGCGGACGGGUACCUCACACCGCGUUUGAGGACCCUAGGUCGAGGCCGGAUGCCGAGGGGAGGGAGAGCAUCGAAGUCCGGGCUCUAGUUUUCGGGCCGUGAAGGCGGAUGAUAAAGAUGAAAUAAUAUCCUAGACGCGUCACGUUAUAGCUUAUGCUUUCUUACGAACAGAAUGAAUA
Messenger RNA from Annulohypoxylon truncatum, 1498 nucleotides. RefSeq lists its product as uncharacterized. Gene Ontology annotation, molecular function: oxidoreductase activity. Lineage: Eukaryota; Fungi; Ascomycota; Sordariomycetes; Xylariales; Hypoxylaceae. Bases 543 to 1421 code for a protein of 292 amino acids. The record is from RefSeq and is a predicted model, not a curated record. The transcript has a single exon.